CAAGUUCACCGCUUCUCCAUUCCUUGUUGGUUGGUUUUUUGUACAAAUGGAUAUCGUCUGCUACAUUAUCAUAGCAACAAUUCUGGCUUCUUUAACGGAAGGUUUGACAGAGCGCAAUGAUUUUGAAUAUCGCCUGAGAAAAAAUCUGUUCACUAAUUACAACAAAGGCUGUCAGCCCACCAGRCCCAUUAAAGUUGAGCUUGGGGUUGCACUGUCUAACCUUAUGAAUAUGGAUGUUCAAAAAGAAGAAGUAAGUUUAAACAUUUGGCUUCGUCUGGCUUGGAACGAUAAGAGGCUGAAGUGGAAUUCAACUCAAUACAAUAACAUUACUCAGAUUCGUGUGAUAAUGCAAGAAAUUUGGACMCCUGAUGUUUUCCUGUACUUUGCAACUGGCAGCAUCCAAGAGUUUGGCAAAAACAUCCAAGGAAGCCUUAGUUUUGGUGCAAGUUUAGAUAACAAUGGAGUUCUUUUCUUCUCGCAGCCAACAACAAUCCAUUCAUCUUGUGAAGUCGACAUUGCUAAUUAUCCAUUUGAUGACCAAAUAUGCGAGCUUACAUUUGGUACAUGGUCACAUGACCUAUCCCAGGUAAACAUYCAGCUUUAUAAGGGUGGAGUUGACCAAUCAAUGUACGGCAAGCACAACGAGUGGGAGAUCUUGUCGGCCAAAGCUUCAAGACGAGUGAUGCUUGACGCCUCGUCCAAUGAGAGCUAUUCAAGGGCGGUGUUGAAGCUSCAUCUUCGCAGAAAUGCUUUGUUCUAUUUGAUUAACUAYGUGCUUCCGUCUGUGAUUAUUGCUGUACUGUCACUGCUUGUCUUUCUGAUACCUCCAGAGGUUGGAAAGAGAAUGGAGGCAGGAAUUAACCUAUUGCUGUGCCUGUCGGUGUAUCUCAUGCUUGUCAACUCCAAAAUGCCCAUCACAUCCAAGUCAUUUCCACUCCUMACCAAGUUUUACGGCUGCACAAUAGUGAUACUCGUCAUCUCGCUAUGCUGUUCCUGCUGGGUUUACAGUUUCUACUUUAUGAAUCCAUCGGGAUGGGAUGUCUAUCAUAUUCCAAGAUGGCUCCAGGUAGUUUUAUUUGGCUACCUUUAUCCUGUAUUAUAUUGGUCACCUUUUAGUAAUCAGUCCAAAAAGUCAACAGAAGAAGCUAGAUCAGAAUUAUACUUUGAAAAUAUCCCAAUGGAYGAAACAYGUGAAGCAAGUUCUGGUCGCACGACCCAACAACAACACAUCAAAGAAAUGAACGACCAACCCCUGACUGAGGAAAUGGUUACUGUGAAAGAACAAGCGGUCACAAACUCUGAUAAUCCACAAAGAGAACAUGAUAAUUCACAAAACAAAGGAAAGUCAGUCCGUGGUUCCCCGGCUAAGCCACCGUUUGUCAGAGGYAAUGUAUUUUUCGUCAAGAGUAAGGACGACGUGACAGAGGAAGAGAGCAAUGUCGCAGAUGAAAGUAGCGGUAAUGUUAAGGAAAAUGACGUCGAAACACAUGGGCAUAGCACUGUUCUUGUAACAGAAACAACGAAUAUGACAAAGAAAGCAGAACCAGUUGAACUCAAGCGACCACCGAUGCCGAACCCUCAUUUGCAGUACAUGGCGGAAAAAGCCCAGAUGGACAGCCAGAAACUUUUAAAUAAAGAAAAGUGGAAAUCUGCUGCGAUGAUWCUUAAUCGAUUUUUCAUAAUUCUGCUGAUCAUAAGUAUCACAGGCUCAUUUUUGGGCUGCUUUAUGAGUUCUUCCCGAAUGGAAACCGAUUCCGAAAAUUGAACUUUGGUCAUCCAAAAGUUCCAAAACGACGAGCGCUACUCAGCUCGACCUGGACUUGGUUUAAUAACUUGUAAAUAUUUUACUUAACAAUGCAGUAUCUUUUAUGAAUGAUUUGAUAAUUUAAGUGUUUAAAUAUAAUCUUUCUAUCAUCAUCGUGGAUUUGAUUGAUUUAGACAGUAAAGAAAGUUAUAAGAAAUUUCAUAUCCAUAAAUUAGUCUUAAAAUCAAAGAAAGAAACCAAAGUAGUGYGCAGUUUGGUUUCCAUGUCAACCAGAGACAUCAUCAAACCCGUGCUUGACGACAAUUCAGGCCCAAUACCAGUUAAUUGUUAGUUAGCUCGAACGCAUUUUCCUUUUCCAAGUCUUUUGCAUUUGUCCCAUUGUUACUGUUAUCGCACAAUAAAAACACAUCUAAAUU
This is a messenger RNA of Exaiptasia diaphana, 2181 nucleotides long. RefSeq names its product neuronal acetylcholine receptor subunit alpha-10. Gene Ontology annotation, molecular function: transmembrane signaling receptor activity; neurotransmitter receptor activity; extracellular ligand-gated monoatomic ion channel activity. Gene Ontology annotation, biological process: chemical synaptic transmission; nervous system process; monoatomic ion transmembrane transport. The coding region runs from base 47 to 1765 and encodes 572 amino acids. Gene Ontology annotation, cellular component: neuron projection; synapse; membrane. Lineage: Eukaryota; Metazoa; Cnidaria; Anthozoa; Actiniaria; Aiptasiidae. The transcript has 9 exons. The record is from RefSeq and is a predicted model, not a curated record.